Molecule: messenger RNA, 1437 nt
Organism: Nicotiana tabacum (common tobacco)
Lineage: Eukaryota; Viridiplantae; Streptophyta; Magnoliopsida; Solanales; Solanaceae
Source: RefSeq, a predicted model, not a curated record
AUGUUGAUUAAAGUUAAAUUCUAUGGUAUAUUUCUGCUGGUGUUGCUCCGUCUAGUUUCAAUCAUAACUAACGAGUCUAGUAGUACUGCUGCUGAUUCUGAAUUUACACCACAUGCUUCUAGUCCAUUAUUCCUUCAUUCAUCUGAUAUACCUGGGAUGUCCUUAGUUGUUGUUUCCUUUUCUAGUUGUGGCUUUGGUGGGUGGAGAAGGAGCGUUAUUACAUCCUUGUCGGCUAGGAAUAAAAUUACUUUCAUUGAUGGUAGUUUUCCAAAGUCAACCGCUAGUUCUCCUAAGUCUAAACAAUGGGACAAGUGUAACAACAUGGUUAUAUCCUGGCUAACCAGUUCACUCACACCUGAGAUUGCUGAGAGUGUGCAAUAUUCUGACACCGCUGAAAGCAUCUGGAAACAGUUGAACAAUAGGUAUGGAAUUAUUAAUGGAACAAAGAAAUUUGAAAUAAAAAAGGAAUUGGCUUCCACGUGUCAGGGACCUCUUGAUAUAGCUUCUUAUUUCAACAAGUUAAAGAAAUUAUGGGAUGAAUUGGGGACUAUGGGUUCAAAUCAUGUAAAUACAUGCAUUUGUGAUGCAAAGGAGGGUUUGUUGAGGGAAGAUGAAGAAAAUAAAGCUCACCAAUUCUUAACGGGCCUGAAUGAAACUUAUAUAACUGUCAGAAGCAACAUUCUCAUGAUGAAUCCACUCCCUUCACUUGAUAAUGUGUAUAACAUUCUUCUGGAAGAUGAAAAGCAGAGACAAAUAACUCCUAAUACUCAUUGUACACCUGACCUAGCAUCUUUUAAUGCAAAUACAAUUACUCCUACUAGGUUUCCUCAUCAUUUUCAGUCCCAAAGGCGGUACACUCAAAAGGUCAAUUUUGACUCACCUAAUCAGAGGUUGGUUUCUAAUCAGAACAAAGACUUAUUUUGCAAGUACUGUAAAAAGAGUGGUCAUACAAUUGAUAAGUGUUAUAAAUUGAUUGGAUCUCCACAAGGUUUCAAGUUUACUAAGGGAAAAAGGUUUGGGACUGCUGCAAAUGCUGAGUCUUCCACUUCUAAAAACUCUAAUUCUCCUACAACAUCUGGUUUCAAUGGUCUAGUUUCUAGCAUACCUAGUCUUACCAUGGAGCAGUAUUCCCAACUCUUGAUUUUGCUUCAACAAUCCAGUCUUGUUGAUUCCAAUUCUCAACCCAACUUUGUGGGGUCUCCUAACUUUGUUGGUAGUAAUCUUUCUUUGCCUGAGUUUAAUGGUGUUGCUGAUUAUUCUGCUUGCAUGAAGAAGCUUCUGGUUCUUGGUAAACUGGACCAAGGGCUAUACAAACUUCAUCACCUUCCCACUUCAUCCCCUUCUGGUUCUGCUUUGAAUAAUGUUGUGCAGAAUGUAUCUAGCUAUACUCUGAAUAAUACUUUGCAGACUCUGAAUCCUCCAUCUUUGAAUACUUCU